Molecule: messenger RNA, 2901 nt
Organism: Loxodonta africana (African savanna elephant)
Lineage: Eukaryota; Metazoa; Chordata; Mammalia; Proboscidea; Elephantidae
Gene: TEX11
Product: testis expressed 11
Biological process (GO): synaptonemal complex assembly; meiotic cell cycle; male meiosis chromosome segregation
Cellular component (GO): central element
Molecular function (GO): protein binding
Source: RefSeq, a predicted model, not a curated record
AUGUGGUGGUUCACAGCACAUUUAUCAUCCACUGUUAUUUCAGAAAUCGUUGACAACCUGAUUGUAAAAGUUAAUUCACCUAGCAUACCUGAUGCAGUUGAUAGACUCUUCACGGAUAUAGCAAAAAUCAACAGGGAGUCUAUGGCUGAAACACAGGAUGCUCAGGUGGAAAAAAUGGCAGUAAAACUGUGGAACUGGGCAGUUACCAAGAGAGUAGCUUCGAUUAUUAGUGAAGAGCAGAAAGCUAAAUUACGUCAUGUUGCUUGCAAGCUAGUGUGCAUGUGUGAAGGCUCAAUUCCUUCAGAAGAAGCUGUUCGAAGACAGAUUUUGAUGAAUAUGAAAACUGGAAAAGGGUGGGUGAAUGUUGGAAAUGCUGUGAUGGCUGAUGAAUUUUUUCAAGCUGCCGUGGCUAGUCUGGAGAAAUUAUAUGUCAAAUUAAUGCAGAGGAGCUCCACUGAGACCCACUUGACCAUGCAUAAGAUUGCUGUGGAAAAGGACCUCUUCAAAGUGCUUUCAUAUCAGGCUGAAUCAGCAGUUGCUCAAGGGGAUUUUCAAAGAGCAUCUACGUUUGUAUUGCGCUGUAAAGAUAUGCUGAUGAGGCUACCAAAAAUGACAGGAUAUCUUCAUAUUCUGUGCUACAACUUUGGAGUGGAAACUCACAAUCAGGAUAAAUAUGAAGAAAGUUCUUUUUGGCUUAGCCAAAGCUAUGAUAUUGGGAGGAUGGUUAAGAACACUGCUGGGCCAGAAAUGCUGGCUAAAGUUCUUCGGUUACUAGCCACUGCUUAUUUAGAUUGGGGUGACAGAGAAUAUUAUGACAAGGCUCUCAAUGCUAUAAACCUGGCAAACAAGGAACAUUUAAAUCCACAUGGGCUUUUCUUAAUGAUGAAAAUCCUCUUGAAAGGUGAAACAGCUGAUGAAGAACUCAUUGGAGCUGUCUUGGAAAUACUCCGUCUUGGCAUGUCUUUAGACUUCUGUCUGAGCAUUGCUAAACUGCUGAUAGAUCAUGAAAGAGAGAGAGAGAUUUACUUCAAGGAAAUGACUCACACAGUUGUGGGUCUGGCAAGUCCCAAAUCCGUUGGUCAGUGGCAGGCUGGGGAUUUCUGCUGGGUCCCAAGAUUGCAGGAGCUGGCGAAUCCAAAAUCUGCAGGGCAGGUGGCAAGAUGGAGAAUUCUACAGGCUUACAUCCCAGGAACCAGAGUGUCUGGGGUCUUAAAAGCUUGCGAGUGGUCAUCUAUUGCUCCUAUCCCUUUCAUAGCAGAGGAGGAUGAAGAAAACCAUGGCACAAGGAAAAUAUUAGUCCAGAGGACUAAUGGACCGCAAGUACAAAAUUACACUGAUGCCCUGCACUGGUACUGUUAUUCUCUGAAGCUUUAUGCAUCUGAUCAGAUGGAUCUGAAUUUGGCAAGGCUGCAGAGGAACAUGGCUUCCUGUUACCUGAAGCUGAAACAACUUGAUAAGGCUAAAGAAGCAAUGGCAGAAGUGGAACGAUGUGAUCCUACAAAUAUUUUCACUCAAUUUUAUCUACUCAAGAUUGAAAUCUUAGAGGGAAACUCUGACAGAGAUAUAAAUGUAAUAACUAUUCUAGAGAGUUUAUUAAGAGACAAAGAGACAGAAGAUAAAGACCUACUUACAGAUAGAUGUUCACAUACCAUGCUCCUCAGUUUAGCUGCUCAGUUUGCUCUAGGGAAUGAACAACAAAUUGUGGCAGCAAAAGCUUUGGAAUAUUUAGCUCAACAUUCAGAAGACCCACAUCAAACACUUAACGCUUUAAAAUAUUUGUUUCAUCUUGUUCUUCCAAAAAUUUCUCAAAUGCCGGAAUCUGAAAAUAAAAAUAAAGAAAUGGAUAGACUUUUGACUUGCUUGAAUACAGCACUCCUGAAACUUGCUCAGUCUUUUGAUGGAGAAACUUUUACUUCAGACUCAAGAGCUGAUGAAGCUCAUUGGUUUCAAAAAAUAGCUUGGAACUUAGGUGUGCAAUCUGACAAGAACCCAGUGACAAUGAGAGAGUUCUUCAUACUUUCUUAUAAGCUGUCCCAGUUUUGUCCUUCCGAUCAAGUAAUUCUGAUUGCACAGAAAACGUGUUUACUUAUGGCAGCUGCAGUUGAUCUAGAGCAAGAGAGAAAAGCUUCAACAACUUUUGAACAGAUUCAGUUGCUGAAUCAUGCGCUUGAACAGAUCCAUAAAUGCAAAGACAUCUGGAAUCUCCUGAAAGAAACAGGGUACUUCUCAGAUGAUCCAUGUGAAACAUUGCUUCUGCUGUAUGAGUUUGAAAUUAAAGCCAAAAUGAAUGAUCCAUCAUUGGACAGCUUCCUGGAGUCAGUGUGGGAAUUGCCUCAUUUGGAAAGUAAAACAUUUGAAACAAUUGCAUCAUUAGCGAUGGAAAUGCCUGUACACUAUCCCUCCAUUGCUCUAAAGGCCCUGAAAAGCGGUUUAUUGCUCCACAAAAAGAAAGACUCAAUCGAUGUUUUGAAAUACAGCAAAUGUAUGCACAGCUUGAUUAACCUCUCAGUGCCAGAUCGGGUGUCAGGUACAGAGCUCUGUCCCCUGGAAGAAGCUUGGGGCUAUUUUGAAGAUGCUGUGAGCAUUAUUAGCCACACAGCAAGCUACCCAGAAUUGGAAAUUCUCUGGCUGAUGAUCAAGUGCUGGAAUACUGGAAUAUUUCUAUAUGACAAGGGCACGUGUGUAGCUGCUAAAAAAUGGUGUGGCUUGGCAUUGCAUUUCCUUGACCACCUUGGCUCCCUCAAGAGAAGCUAUGAAACUCAGAUGAAUGUUCUAUAUAGGGAGUUCAUGGAAGCAUUAAAUAAAAACAAGGGCUCACUUUUUAAUGAAGAGUGAGAACUACUGAGACAUGGCAUAUGAGGAGGCAAACGCAUAGCAACAAUGAGGAACAUGUAUUGUGGG